Messenger RNA from Melanotaenia boesemani (Boeseman's rainbowfish), 6868 nucleotides. RefSeq names its product dihydropyridine-sensitive L-type skeletal muscle calcium channel subunit alpha-1-like. NCBI's taxonomy places the organism in Eukaryota, Metazoa, Chordata, Actinopteri, Atheriniformes, Melanotaeniidae. Gene Ontology annotation, biological process: calcium ion import across plasma membrane. Gene Ontology annotation, cellular component: membrane; voltage-gated calcium channel complex. Bases 225 to 5768 code for a protein of 1847 amino acids. The transcript is spliced from 45 exons. Gene Ontology annotation, molecular function: calcium ion binding; high voltage-gated calcium channel activity. The record is from RefSeq and is a predicted model, not a curated record.
GGCCCUCAGGCAGGAGGAGAGGUCUGUGGCCCUGCUUGAGGGAAACGGUGUGAGAGGAAGGGAAGAGGGGAAAGACAGUGGUGGGGGAACCCGCACAAGAUCGGCUGGUCUGGCUCUCUGACGCCUUCACAAGAAGGAGUUAAAAUCCACCCAACUUUGGGGUUUUACACAGAGAGGUCACUUUUUUCUGGAUUUGAGAAUUUGCAUCAGGUGGAGAUAUCAGGAUGGCAACCAACGCAGAGGCGGCGAAGCCGGUCAUCAUGAACGAGGAGGAACUGAAGAGGAAGCAAAGGGAGAAGCUUAAGAAGCUUCAGGCCACAGGGGGUAACCCUCGCCCUGCAAGAUCCCUCUUCCUCUUCACCCUCAAAAAUCCCUUCCGCAAGGCCUGCAUCAACAUUGUGGAAUGGAAAACCUUUGAGAUCAUCAUCUUAUUAACCAUCUUUGCUAACUGUGUGGCUUUGGCUGUGUUCCUGCCCAUGCCUGAAGAGGACAGCAAUAAUACCAACUCAAAUUUGGAAAGUCUGGAGUAUAUCUUCCUGAUCAUCUUCACUUUAGAGUGCUUUUUGAAGAUUGUGGCGUAUGGGCUCGUGUUCCAUGAAGGGGCCUAUUUACGGAACUGUUGGAACAUAUUGGACUUUGUCAUCGUCUUCAUGGGCCUCUUCACAUUUGCUUUGGAUACCAUAAAUAAGAUAGCAGGAGUGCCAAUGGAGAAGGGUGGGGGGUUUGACAUGAAAGCACUGAGAGCCUUCAGAGUACUGAGGCCCCUUCGUCUUGUUUCUGGAGUCCCCAGCCUGCAGGUGGUGAUGAACUCCAUCCUCAAAGCAAUGUUGCCUCUGUUGCACAUUGCCCUGCUGGUCUUCUUACUGGUCACUAUCUAUGCCAUUAUGGGACUGGAACUCUUUAAAUGCAAAAUGCAUAAGACGUGCUACUACACAGGCACAGAUAUCUAUGCAGCAGCAGAAGGUGAGUUGCCUGCUCCAUGUGCUCAGGCAGGCAAUGGUCGGCGCUGUAUUAUCAACGGGUCUGAGUGUCGACCUGGUUGGGAGGGUCCCAACAAUGGUAUCACACACUUUGAUAACAUUGGCUUUGCCAUGUUGACUAUAUACCAGUGUAUCACCAUGGAGGGAUGGACCAAAGUGCUGUACUGGGUCAAUGAUGCCAUAGGGAAUGAAUGGCCAUGGCUUUACUUUGUCCCUCUUAUUCUACUGGGCUCCUUCUUUGUGCUCAACCUAGUGCUGGGUGUUCUCAGUGGAGAGUUUACCAAAGAGCGCGAGAAAGCCAGAUCACGGGGAGAGUACCAGAAGCUGCGAGAGCGUCAGCAGCUGGAUGAAGACCUCCAUGGCUACAUGGAGUGGAUCACCCACGCUGAAGUCCUGGAUGCUGACAGAGAGGGCAAAGGUCUCCUGCCUCUGACCAGUGGAGAUUCUGACACAGAUAGCCUGUAUGACAUGGAAGGCAAGAGCCGUAUCAUUUACUACUACCGCCUGGCCCGUCGCUGGAACCGUUUCUUCAGGAUGAAGUGCCUGGUGCAUGUGAAAACUAAGACUUUUUACUGGGUGGUGAUGUUCCUCGUCUUACUCAACACUCUGACCAUAGCCACAGAGUACCACCACCAGCCUGGCUGGCUGACCUCCCUGCAAGAUGUGGCUAGCCGUGUUCUCCUGGUGCUGUUUGUCAUCGAGAUGUUUAUAAAGAUGUAUGCUCUUGGACCCAGAGCAUAUUUCAUGUCUCUGUUUAACCGGUUCGACUUCUUUGUGGUGCUUUGUGGUAUCCUGGAGAUGAUCAUGUUGUCAGCCGGGGCUGUCUCUCCCCUCGGUUUCUCCGUGCUCAGGUGUAUCCGGCUGCUGAGGAUACUCAAAGUCACAAAGUACUGGAAGUCUCUAAGCAAUCUUGUAGCCUCUCUCCUCAAUUCUGUUCGCUCCAUUGCCUCGUUGCUCCUCCUCCUCUUCCUCUUUAUAGUCAUCUUCUCACUUCUUGGAAUGCAGGUGUUUGGGGGGAAGUUCAACUUUAAUGACCACCGACCUCGUCGUAGUAAUUUUGACAACUUCCCUCAGGCCCUGAUCAGUGUAUUUCAGAUCCUCACAGGAGAGGAAUGGACCAACAUCAUGUAUAAUGGCAUCAUGGCCUAUGGAGGGCCCGUUAUACCUGGCAUCCUGGUUUCCAUCUACUUUAUCAUCCUUUUUGUUUGUGGAAACUAUAUCCUUCUCAAUGUCUUCCUGGCCAUCGCCGUGGACAACCUUGCUGAGGCUGAGAGUCUGACUUCAGCUCAGAAAGAGAAAGCAGAGGAGAAGUUGAGGAAGAAGCUACUGAGAUCCAAAAUGCCUGAGAAGACUGAUGAGGAAAGGGAGAGGAUAGCAAAGAAACUGGCAGAGCAGAGGGCCAAGAUAGAGGGCAUGCCAACCACAGCCAAGCUCAAAGUCGAUGAAUUUGAGUCCAAUGUCAAUGAAGUGAAAGACCCAUUUCCACCUGAUGAUUUCCCAGGUGAUGAUGAGGAGGAAGAGCCAGAAAUCCCAAUCAGCCCUCGGCCCCGACCCAUGGCGGACCUGCAGCUGAAGGAAGAAGCAGUUCCAUUGCCUGAAGCCAGCUCCUUUUUCAUUUUUGGACCCCAGAACAAGUUCCGUAAGCUCUGCUACAAGAUCAUCAAUGCUUCAUCCUUCACCAACUUAAUCCUCCUGUUUAUCCUGCUCUCCUCCAUCUCACUGGCUGCUGAGGACCCCAUCGAUCCAAAGUCCUACAGAAACCAGAUCUUGGCUUAUGCUGACAUUGUCUUCACAACUGUGUUCACCAUUGAGAUCGUACUGAAGAUGACGGUGUACGGAGCAUUCAUGCACGAGGGUUCUUUCUGUCGUAACUCUUUCAACAUCCUGGAUCUGAUUGUGGUCGGAGUGUCUCUCCUGUCCAUGGGAAUGGAAUCCAGUGCUAUCUCUGUGGUGAAGAUUCUCAGGGUGCUGAGGGUGCUGAGGCCUCUCAGAGCCAUCAACAGAGCCAAAGGACUAAAGCAUGUGGUCCAGUGUGUGUUCGUGGCCAUCAAAACAAUCGGCAACAUCGUUCUGGUCACCAUGCUGCUGAAUUUCAUGUUUGCAUGCAUAGGAGUUCAGCUCUUCAAGGGUAAAUUCUACAGCUGCACAGAUGUGACCAAAAUGACUGAAGAGGAAUGCCACGGAUCCUUCUUGAAGCACAUGGAGAACUCCCUGGAAGACACAGUGGUGGCUAAAAGAGAAUGGGUCAACAGCGACUUCAACUUUGACAAUGUGCUCAAUGGGAUGCUGGCUCUGUUCACUGUUUCCACAUUUGAAGGCUGGCCAAAACUCUUAUAUAGAGCUAUAGAUUCAGCUGAAGAGGACCGGGGCCCAGUCUACAACAACCGUGUUGAUGUGUCCAUCUUCUUCAUCAUCUAUAUCAUCCUCAUAGCCUUCUUCAUGAUGAACAUCUUUGUGGGUUUUGUUAUAGUCACCUUCCAAGAGCAGGGUGAACAGGAGUAUCAGAACUGUGAGCUGGACAAGAACCAGCGUCAAUGUGUGCAGUAUGCUCUGAAGGCUCGCCCUCUGAGGUGCUAUAUUCCCAAAAACCCCAACCAGUACAGGGUCUGGUACAUUGUCACCUCCUGCUAUUUCGAGUACCUCAUGUUCUUCCUAAUUAUGCUGAACACCUUGUGUCUGGGGAUGCAGCACUGCAACCAGUCGGACCAUGUUACCAAGCUGUCAGACACUCUGAACUUGAUCUUCACUGUGCUCUUCACGGUGGAGAUGAUACUCAAGCUCAUGGCCUUCAAAGCAAAGGGUUACUUUGGAGACCCCUGGAACGUCUUUGACUUCAUUAUUGUCAUUGGCAGCGUUGUUGAUGUCAUCCUGAGUGAAGUCGAUACCGCCCUGGCCUCCAGUGGAGGACUGUACUGUCACCCUAGCUGUGGUGAGACAAAUCCUAUGCAAGAAAUUGCGGCCUCUGAAAAUGCCUCCGUUUCAAUCACAUUCUUCCGACUCUUCCGUGUAAUGCGUCUGGUCAAACUCCUGAACCGAUCAGAGGGGAUUCGUAACCUGCUGUGGACCUUCAUCAAGUCUUUCCAGGCUCUCCCACAUGUAGCUCUGCUCAUAGUGAUGCUCUUCUUCAUCUAUGCUGUCAUUGGGAUGCAGAUCUUUGGGAAGGUAGCUUUAGUAGACGGCACCCAAGUCAACCGCAACAACAACUUCCAGACAUUCCCUCAGGCUGUUCUGAUGUUAUUCCGAUGUGCAACUGGAGAGGCCUGGCAGGAGGUUAUGAUGGCUUCAAUGUAUGGGAAGAAGUGUGACCCCAAGUCUGAUUUCCUGCCAGGAGAAGAGUACACCUGCGGGUCCAACUUUGCUGUCUUCUACUUCCUCAGCUUCUACUGUAUCUGUGCCUUCCUGAUCCUCAACUUGUUUGUUGCUGUUAUUAUGGACAACUUUGAUUACCUGACACGUGAUUGGUCCCUUCUCGGCCCACACCAUCUGGAUGAGUUUAAGAAGAUCUGGGCUGAAUACGAUCCUGAAGCCACGGGAAGAAUUAAACAUUUAGAUGUGGUGACACUGCUGCGACGUAUCCAGCCUCCACUGGGCUUUGGCAAGUUCUGUCCUCACCGGGCUGCUUGCAAGCGCUUGGUUGGUAUGAACAUGCCUCUCAACAGUGAUGGUACUGUCACCUUCAAUGCCACCCUGUUUGCUCUGGUCAGGACUGCACUCAAAAUUAAAACAGAAGGUAAUUUUGAGCAGGCCAAUGAGGAGCUAAGAGCCAUUAUAAAACAAAUCUGGAAACGCACCAGUAUGAAACUGCUGGACCAGGUCAUCCCACCAAUAGGAGAUGAUGAGGUGACUGUGGGAAAGUUCUACUCUACCUUCCUGCUCCAAGACCAUUUCCGUAAGUUCAUGAAGCGUCAGGAGGAGUACUACGGCUACCGGCCAACUAAGAAGAGUGCCUCAGGUCCAGAGAUCCAGGCAGGUUUAAGGAGUCUAGACGAUGAAGCAGCUCCUGAGAUGCACAGGGCCAUUUCAGGAGACCUGCAGAACGAGGAAGAAAUGGACCAAGCUAUGGCAGGAGAAGAGACCAUUUACCAGCGUUCGCACGGUCUCUUCGGUAACCGAGUAGAGUCCUUCUCUGACGAACCUGCCAACGCUCAAGCCCCCCAGAUGACCAGCCAGCGACCCCUCCAGUUCUCAGAGAGCCAGCCUGAGUCUCCACCCAACUCUGCUGCCUUGGUUCCCAAUACAGAUUUUUUCCCCACAGCUUCACUUAAGAGCAACACUAACAACAACGCCUUUGCAGAGUUUUCUUUUGAACGAGAAGGCAGUCCAGACGACUUUUACAAUCCGUGCGAAGAUGCAGAGCUAGACAUGAGACACUCAUGGAACUUCACUGUGAGAACAGACAAAACACAGUUCCCUUAUGAUCCUAACUAUGAGGACAGCCAGAGUCUGAGCACUCAUGAAGCAGCCAACCAUCUAAUCCGAGAGGCUCUUGAAAAGGGAGGUCUAGUCUCCUUGGCCAGAGACCCAGGCUUUGUCUCUGCAACUAAAAAGGAAAUGGCCGAUUCCUUGCACAUCCCGGUUGCUGAAAUGGAGGAUGUAGCUCAGGGCAUGCUCAAGGAACGCAGCAUCCCCCCUGUCAAAAAGAGACGCCCUGUUCCAAUCCCCCCCUCUGCCCCUGCUGUGGUUGCACAGGAAAAGAGCCAGCCUGAUCCCGCUGUAAGGAGAAAGAAACGUCCAAUUCCCACUAUUCCCAAACAAAAGAAGCCAGACGAGGCAGACUCCGAAGUUUAGAGGCUGUUACUUGGGUUUACAUGGUUAAAGUGAAUUUUGACACUAGCAGGUGGCAUCACCUCAUGUCAUAACUACCAAACUUGUCUUCCCUUCACAAUCUCUAUCUGUGAGCCUGACUCAAGGUCUAAAGACAGGUUGGAUGGGGUUUUAAAAAAAUGUCAAGUGUGGUUGGAACGUAGCCAAGGCAGAACAAUAUAUCUGAUGAUGUAACAUCCCUCAGCUUUAUUGAACCAAUAAAAACACUAAUUUAUCUAAAAGUUAACACACUGACGCACUUCUUUCUUUGUAGCAGUUGCUGAAGAUAUCCAUUCCACUUUUGGUACAACCAUGUGGGUGAGCAAAGUGUCUUAUUUAAGCCUCGCUGAGGGAGGCAGGAUGGUGACUGGUGACUAAAAUGUCGAUGGUGACACAUUAAAUACAGAAAGUAGGCUGCAGUGUAGUGCAGUAUAGUGAGGACAGUGGUAGAAACUCCGCUUUGUGGAAAGUUUCUUUGCAUUAAGGCAAAGAAAAGUAACACUUUGCUGGUCUCUGAUGCUUACAAGGCAAGUUAAUGGAUUUUCAGGCUUACUAAGUUUUCUCUGCAAAGCAUUGUUGUAUGCAGCUGACAGAGAAAACAUGAAAAUUCAUUUACCAUUAAAUAAUUAUCCAAAGAUAUAGUAGUAAUAAUUUUUUUGGCAAGUCUUUUUAACUCAUAUUGUAGUGAACAGUGGAUGUUCAUUCUACUGCUGCAGGUUUAAUGUUUUUCUUUUACAUAAAUCUGUAAUCUUUCUGUGUUGUGAUCGGCUCAUUGCAUACCUGGAGUAUGGUUGAUUUAGCUUGAAAGCUCAUUAAAGCCUAUUAUUUUAUUCAUAAAUGCGUAGACAUAGUUUUUGCACUUGUUACAUGUUGCUUACAGGCCUCCCAGAGGGCUGGUAUUCUUUUUUAGUGUCCUCUGAUCUGCCUGUGUUUCACUGUCAUAAAAUAAUGUUUCAAGUUUUGGGAGAUUCUUCUAGUUCGACUCUCCUUUGCUCCUGAAUCUGUAAAAUUAAAGUUGAUGUUACAUUUGUGUAAUGUAACACCACCAUUGGGGAAAAAAAUAAAUAAAAAAAUCCAAAACCUUA